Paraglomus brasilianum is the source of this 753-nucleotide messenger RNA. Lineage: Eukaryota; Fungi; Glomeromycota; Glomeromycetes; Paraglomerales; Paraglomeraceae. The record is from the annotation of a GenBank genome assembly.
AUGACGAACACCCAGCAACGCCCUAUAACACCACCUCCUGAAUAUGGGGCCUCACUUAGUCCGCCAACACUUGAAGAAAUUAAUUUCUCCCACGUAUUCAUUGACGUAAAAUCAAGCGAGAAUAAUGUUCUCCCACUAACAGAAGCAGUUAUUGCUACUACGGAAACAGGAAAAUCAAAUGGCGAUAAUAAUAGUAGAUACACAGAUUAUGUCUCGCCAUGGGUUCUCACAAGUGUUUAUUCAGUUCUUAUUGUCAAUGCUGUAUUAAUGUCAGCCGUAAUGAUAAUAUUAAUUUUACUGGUUAAAGACGCCCAAACAAAAGGGCGUCCAGCUCUAAUUGCCUGGUGUAUAAUAGAGGCCGCAUUACGUCUAUUGGCCGUAUGUAUUACAGCUAGAAACUAUUCGGCAACAUUUACUAUAAUCAAUUCGCUGGGAAUAUUUUUAGGAAAAGAAUAUUACCUCACUUUGGUCAAUUCAAUAUGGCCUGACUCUGAUCCAUUUGAUGCGACUGUAGAUCGGCCGGGGAUUAGGAUCGAUCUCGUAUGGUUAAAGCAAGGUUUCUAUUAUGUACUUUAUAGUCUCAUAAUUGGCAUUGAGCUUUGGAUUGUAACCUGGAAAGAUGUAGUCAACGAUGAAGACAAUUACGCCGAGCUGUUAGCUACAACCGGUCUCGUUGCAUGUCUGAUUAAUAUUAUCAGUUAUCUUGUUGGUAUCGCAAGCAUGGCAUGGUUGUAUCGCCCGACAGACGAUUAA